Messenger RNA from Folsomia candida, 690 nucleotides. RefSeq lists its product as uncharacterized. Lineage: Eukaryota; Metazoa; Arthropoda; Collembola; Entomobryomorpha; Isotomidae. The record is from RefSeq and is a predicted model, not a curated record. The coding region runs from base 150 to 590 and encodes 146 amino acids. The transcript is spliced from 3 exons.
GGAACAUAUCAAUCUUCCACAAAUGAUGAAAUUCAUUCGUUAAGGUCACUUUCAUCGUGUUCGGUGCUCAUUCUGUGACUGGAAACGACUGGACGACUAGCAUAUGUAAAAUAAAACCGAUUUAACUUCACGAUUUUGAGGAUUAAAAGAUGUCCAAUCCGCCCAGCAAAGAUUUACGAGAUGGGGGCUGCUGCACGUCGAGCAAGUCAAAUUUGGCCAUCGUUAUGGAACAAGCUUUGAUAACACCUGGUCCAAACAUUGUCGCCACCGUGGUGCACUUGACCUUUCCACCAGGCGACGUCGGCUCAGAUCCCCACACGCACCCCGGUCCAGUUGUAGGAUACGUGCUCGAAGGAGAAUUCCUAUUUCAGGUGAAUGAGGAACCCUGUCGAGUAAUUAAGGCAGGUGAAGCCUUCCACGAAAAGGAUGGUGACGUUCAUGUCUGGUCUGCAAAUGCAUCGAAUUCCACGACGUGCAGGGUUGUCGCAACCUUGUGGGGAAGCCCAGGUGAACCCAUUCUCACGUAUGUUGAGGGUUAUCCUCGUGUAAGCAGGGAGAAGGCGUUGGAAGUUGCAGUUAGAGGAAAUUGAAGCUAACGUGAUGUGUCAAUUUGACUUUAUGUUUUUAAAAUUAAAUUAAAAACACAUUUAUUACUUGGAUUAAAUGCAAUUUAUUAAAUUUCUGAGUUAA